Prunus armeniaca (apricot) is the source of this 1596-nucleotide messenger RNA. Lineage: Eukaryota; Viridiplantae; Streptophyta; Magnoliopsida; Rosales; Rosaceae. The record is from the annotation of a GenBank genome assembly.
AUGGGGAAGAAGGGAGGCACUUCGUCUUGGUUGACUGCUGUCAAAAGGGCUUUCAGAUCUCCCACUAAAGACGAUGAAGAUCAAAAGAAAAGAGAGAAGCGAAGGUGGUUCAGGAAACCCACAAAUUUAAAUCAACAAGAAACAGCUACACAACAAGGUCAAGCGCCAAAGGCCACAGACCAUGUAUCAGCAGCCAACAGUUCAGCAGCUGCAGAGCAAAAGCAUGUGCUGGCUGUGGCUGUGGCCACAGCUGAGGCUGCAAUGGCAACUGCCCAAGCAGCAGCCGAAGUGGCUCGGCUAACUAGGCCUUCUAAUCAUGCUAGAGAGCACUAUUAUGCCAUUGUUAUCCAGACUGCCUUUAGAGGAUACUUGGCAAGGAGGGCACUUCGUGCGCUUAAAGGACUUGUAAAGUUGCAAGCUUUGGUGAGAGGUCACAAUGUGAGAAAGCAAGCAAAGAUGACUCUCAAGUGCAUGCAAGCUCUGGUUCGUGUGCAGGCUCGGGUGCUUGAUCAGCGCACCAGGCUCUCUCAUGAAGGCAGCAGAAAGUCUGCAUUUAGUGACACCAAUAGCGUUUGGGAAUCAAGGUAUCUUCAGGACAUUUCAGACAGAAAGUCCAUGCAGUCUAGAGAGGGAAGUAGCAUAGCAGAUGAUUGGGAUGAACGCCCCCACACAAUUGAGGAGGUAAAAGCUAUGUUGCAACACAGAAAAGAUGCUGCAAUGAAGCGUGAGAAAGCCUUGUCCCACGCCUUCUCUCAACAGAUAUGGAGGAAUGGUAGGAGCCCAUCAAUCGGAAAUGAGGAUGAGCUUGAAGAGAGACCCAAAUGGUUAGAUAGAUGGAUGGCCCCAAAGCCAUGGGACAGCAGAGGAAGAGCCUCAACUGACCAUAGAGACCCCAUCAAGACAGUUGAAAUCGACACCUCUCAGCCUUAUUCAAGUUUAGCACCUAACUUCCGAAGAUCAAGUUCAAGCCAAUACAACCAACACCAACAACAAAGACCCAGUUCACCAAAACAAAGACCUAGUUCACCACUCCAUAGAGAUAGAGCCCACCAAAGCCAACCCUUUCAUCACCAGUCCCCUGUCACACCCUCCCCAUCAAAAACCCGGCCUAUCCAAGUCCGGUCUGCCAGCCCUCGUUGUGUUAGAGAAGAUAGAAGCUCUAAUGCAUCUCAAACUCCAAGCCUUAGGUCAAACUAUUUCUACAGCGGUGCUAUGCACCAACAUAGCAGGGGUGGUGGUACAAGCACUAGUGGCAAUAGUGUUGCUACAUUGCCUAAUUACAUGGCAGCAACUGAGUCUGCCAAAGCUCGGAUACGCUCUCAGAGUGCACCGCGACAAAGACCAUCAACACCAGACCGGGAACGGGGAGCUGGAUCAGCAAAGAAAAGGCUUUCAUUCCCAGCUCCUGAUCCUUACGGUGUGGCAAUGGGGUAUGGCAGUUAUGGACAUAGCUUGAGGAGCCCAAGCUUCAAGAGUGUGGCUGCAUCGCAUUUUGGUGCGGAGCAACAGUCUAACUAUUCUUCUUGUUGCACUGAGAGUCAUGGUGGUGAGGUUUCCCCUUCUUCAACUAGCGACCUUAGAAGGUGGUUGAGGUGA